CGAACGUAGCACUGUACUUGCGACCCGACCUAGCGCUUUCCAAGUGCUCAAGAGACGAGCGGGGCACAGAUGCAAGUAUUCUUCGUCUCCCAGCAGCGAGAAAGCUUGCUUUCGUAUACUGCUCGCUUUUCUAUUUAGCAUUCGUAGAUUUACUGCGAAGAGUUUUGUGUGUGUGUGAAAAGAAGGGAUCGAAAAUGGUGGUUCGUUCGCUGGACAACGUAGUGAUAAAGUCUCCGACGGAUCAGCGAACUUAUCGAAUCCUUCAUCUCGCCAACGGCCUCACAGCCGUUCUCGUUCAUGACCCCGACAUAUUCCCCGACGUCGCCCUUCCGGGAGAAUACGAAGCGGAUACCCGAACCCGUGCCUUAGAUUCAGAGGAUGACAGCAUGGAGGAUGACGGCGAUGACGACGAAGUGGACAGUUGCGACGAAGAAGAUGAAGAGGAGGAAGACGAAGCAGGUGCUGGAGGCAAGAGCGAGGGAAGGACGAAAAAGGCUGCCGCUGCAAUGUGUGUUGCAAUGGGAAGCUUCUCUGAUCCUUAUAAGGCACAGGGUCUGGCACAUUUUUUAGAACACAUGCUUUUCAUGGGGAGUUCAGAAUUUCCCGAUGAAAAUGAGGUUUGCAUGAUCUUUACCAUAAUAGUUACUAUUUAA
This is a messenger RNA of Dendrobium catenatum, 653 nucleotides long. RefSeq names its product nardilysin-like. NCBI's taxonomy places the organism in Eukaryota, Viridiplantae, Streptophyta, Magnoliopsida, Asparagales, Orchidaceae. Gene Ontology annotation, molecular function: metal ion binding; metalloendopeptidase activity. Gene Ontology annotation, cellular component: cytosol. Gene Ontology annotation, biological process: proteolysis. The transcript has 3 exons. The coding region runs from base 195 to 653 and encodes 152 amino acids. The record is from RefSeq and is a predicted model, not a curated record.